Ostrea edulis (European flat oyster) is the source of this 2016-nucleotide messenger RNA. RefSeq lists its product as uncharacterized. The coding region runs from base 1 to 2016 and encodes 671 amino acids. The transcript has 5 exons. The record is from RefSeq and is a predicted model, not a curated record. Lineage: Eukaryota; Metazoa; Mollusca; Bivalvia; Ostreida; Ostreidae.
AUGCAUCUUCAGAGUGGAGAACUUGUAACCAUUCCACAAGUAGUCAGGACUGCCUGCCAUUCCACCCUGGUACAGAUAUACCAAUCCUUCUGUGAAGAAACUGAUUUCAUCCCUCUUUCAAGGGCUACAUUAUUUAGAAUUUUAAGUACUUGUCCUGCAUCACAAAGAACAAACUUGAAAGGACUUGACAAUUUGGCUGAUGACGGAGCUGCAGGGUUUGAAACUAUUGUAGGAAUUCUGAAAAUCAUGGAAACCUACACACCAGAUAAUGACACGAUUUCUCAGUUCAAGGAGUAUAAGGAAAAUUUACAUGCUGCAAAAUUGUAUUUAAAGACAGACUUCAAAGCUCACCUCAAACAAAAAGACAACUGCGCAGACCACUGUAUGAAUUAUGCACUUAGUGAUCCUACAAAUCAAAAUCUACAGCAGACCUGCAAUGACCAUACACAUGAUCUGAAGUGUGAUAGAUGUGAAUUGCUACCAAGUACUGUUCUUGAAAUUAAACGUCAACUGGAGCAUUUUGAAGGGUCAAUUCCAUCUGAUUUGCAGUCAGAUAUGCAUGCUGACAUAGAAUCCUCAUAUGAGAAAAUUAUGGAUUGGAAGAGACAUGUUGUACGUACCAUCAACCAAGACAAAUGUAGAAGCGAUAUGUUGAAAGACCUUACACCAGAGCAGGCUGUACUAGUCAUGGAUUGGGCCAUGAAAUUUCUACCCAUGUCUUAUAUAGAGAAACAGAGUGAAUGGUUUGGCCAAAAGGGUAUUAAUUGGCAUGUUGCAGUCUGUAUUUACAAAGUUGGAAAUGAAUUGAAGAAUAGAUCUUUUACUCAUUGCUUGGAAUCUACCAAACAAGACUGGAAUGCAGUUGCACAAUUGUUGGAGCACACUCUACAUACUCUUAGAAAGCAGCUACCACACAUCACCUCUGUAUUCCUACGUAGUGAUAAUGCGGGAUGUUACCACUGUGGAAAUUUGUGGCUGUCAUUGCCUUCCAUUAGCCAUAGAACAGGUGUCCUAGUCAGGAGAUAUGACUUCAGUGAGGCACAAAGUGGAAAAUCCUAUUGCGAUGCCAAAAUAGCUCACAUGAGGGCAAAAAUUCGAAAAAGUGUGACAGAGGGAAAAAGUGUUUUAAGUGCUUCUGACAUGAAGGCAGCCCUUGAUGAAUGUGGAGGAAUCACAAGCUGUCAGGCAGCACAUGCAGAAAUCAUGAUUUCCCCUUCAGAUUCAGCCACUGGUCUUAUAAAAGGAAUCUCCAAACUGUCAAACAUUGAGAUCAAAGAUGAUGGAUCGCUGCAUGCUUGGAGAUCAUAUGAUAUAGGUUGUGGACAGAAAAUAGAAAUUCAAAAUGAUCACGACACAGUUUACAACAAUGAUGAAAGGUCAUUGAAGAUCAUUGAGGACUUUAAGUUGCCAUCAAAAGUAGAAGGAUCUAUCAAAGCAACACCUGUAGAUAAUGGGUUUGGUUGUCCAGAGGGAUGCAGUCAGGCCUUUUCAUCCUUUAAUGCUAUGCAUGAGCAUUGCCUACUUGGAGACCACAACUUUGACCUCCAGCAAAUGACCACUUACGACAAAAUCAAGCUAAGAUGGUAUGAUGCAUGCACCAAUUUGUCUGAGAAGCUGAACAUUUCAAAACUUGAUCAUGACCAGCAGAGCAGCAUAGUGCAGGAAUCCAGUCAGAAGAGUGACCAAGGAUGGGCAUUGAAAAAGGACAGGAAGAAAGUGCGUUUCUCAGAAAAAGUAAAGGCAUAUUUAAAAUCAGUUUUUUUUAUGGAGAAAACACUGGAAGUAGAGCUAAUCCUUCUGCCAUUACAAAAAAACAUGCGUGUGGCCAUGGAAAAUGGCAUAAAAGUAUUUGCAUCAUCGGAGUAUUUGGAACCCAGUCAAAUUGCUUCCUUUUUCUCCAGAUUGGCUGCAGAAAAGAAAACACAGUCCAAACGUCCUGAGGACAUUGAAUCAGCCUUAUCUCUCAUUGAAAAAGUAGAGGCCAUUGAGGAAAUAACAUCUGUAUUAUCCAAUUGA